AUGGUUUCUCCAUCCUUUUCUACCAGUCCUUUUGGGAGUCCAUUAAAGAAGAGAUGUUUGCGUUAUCUCUAUGUUGACGCAUCUCCUUUCCACAAAAUCAAUUUCUCUUUCACUACUCUCAUCCCCAAAUCAAAUAUCCCUUGCAGUGUCAAGGACUUUAGGCCUAUCAGCCUGCUCAAUGGCCUGAUCAAAAUCUUCAUUAAGGUUCUAGCUAACAGACUAGGUCUGUGUCUGUCAUCGCUUGUAGACAGUAUCCAAUCUGCCUUUCGAGCAGGUUGGGCAGACAAGAUACAUGGGCACGUCCCAACUGAUGGUCCUCAUCACGCGCAAGUUCUUCGCGAGCCAAUUGGCGUUGCAGGUCAGAUUAUAGAUUAUCCAUGGAAUCUCCCGAUGCUUCUGUUUGCUUGGAAGAUUGGUCUGGCUCUGGCAUGUGGAAACGCGCUCGCGCUUAAAACUGCAGAGCAGACCCCUGCGUUUGCUUUGUAUGUAUCAAAGUUGAUUCUCCUCUGCGAUGCUGGACUUCCCGCGGAAGGUGUUCUGAACAUUGUGUCUGGAUUUGGUCCGACUGCUGGCACUGCUAUUGCCGGCCACAUGGAAGUUGACAAGGUUGCUUUUACUGGAUCAACUGAUACAGGCAAAAUCAUACUCGGACUCACUGCAAAAAGCAACUUAAAGCCAGUGACAUUGGAGCUUGGAGGCAAGUCUCCAAUGAUCAUAGUUGAUGAUGCUGACGUUGAUCAAGCUGUAGAGCUUCGACAUUCUGCAUUGUUCUUCAAUCAGGGACAAUGCUGUUGUCCUGGAUCUCGUACUUUUGCACAUGGUAUUUAUGACAAAUUCGUAGAUAAAGAAUUAGCACGGGCUUUGAAACAUGUUGUUGGUGAUCCUUUAGGAAAGGGUGAUGAGCAAGGUCCCCAGAUUGAUGAUAAGCAAUUCAAAAAGAUUCUGGGGUACAUAAAAUCAGGUUUAGAUUCUGGUGCUUCCCUCAUAACUGGAGGUGAAAGAAUAGGUAGCAAGGGAUACGUUAUUGAGCCAACCAUUUUCUCCGAUGUGAAAGAUGAUAUGGCGAUUGCAAAGGACGAAAUCUUUGGACCAGUGCAAACCAUUCUAAAAUUUAAUGACCUGGAUGAGGCGAUAAAAAGGGCAAACAAUUCACGUUACGGGCUAGCUGCUGGGGUUUUCACAAGCAACAUUGGCAAGGCUAACACUCUAGCUCGAGCAUUGGAAGUUGGGACUGUGUGGGUUAAAUGCUUCGAUCCUUUCGGGGGAUACAAGAUGAGCGGGCAUGGAAGAGAGAAGGGUAUUGAUAGUCUCAAGAGCUAUUUGAAGGUUAAGUCAGGAGUAACCCCUCUCAAGAACCCUGUUUGGCUGUAGA
Messenger RNA from Asparagus officinalis (garden asparagus), 1372 nucleotides. Its product is annotated as aldehyde dehydrogenase family 2 member B7, mitochondrial-like. Lineage: Eukaryota; Viridiplantae; Streptophyta; Magnoliopsida; Asparagales; Asparagaceae. Gene Ontology annotation, molecular function: aldehyde dehydrogenase (NAD+) activity. The record is from RefSeq and is a predicted model, not a curated record.